AUGGCCCCCCCUCGGCGUGGGAGCGUGUUGACCUGCAUUCGCAUUGGCGCCACCACCGCUGCCGCUGCCACUGCUGCUGCCGCCGGCUAUGGGUAUCCAGACGUUGCAGCGACCAAGGAAAAACACCAGCCGGAGGGUUGCAGUCGCCUUCGCCACAGCAGCAAAACUCAGACGCUGCCCGCAUGGCGGCGCCGUUUGUUGGGGAGCAGAACGGAAAGGCGGUCGCGCGGGCUACGUCAGGUUUGCUGCACGCCCCUGCUAGCGCGGCGGCCAGAUGAGGGGCUUUUCGGUUUAUCGACAUAG
Exserohilum turcica Et28A is the source of this 303-nucleotide messenger RNA. RefSeq lists its product as uncharacterized. The transcript has a single exon. NCBI's taxonomy places the organism in Eukaryota, Fungi, Ascomycota, Dothideomycetes, Pleosporales, Pleosporaceae. The record is from RefSeq and is a predicted model, not a curated record. The coding region runs from base 1 to 303 and encodes 100 amino acids.